Molecule: messenger RNA, 1401 nt
Organism: Pocillopora verrucosa
Lineage: Eukaryota; Metazoa; Cnidaria; Anthozoa; Scleractinia; Pocilloporidae
Source: RefSeq, a predicted model, not a curated record
GUUUUACUUUUAGAAGAAGAGAAAUUGCGCGAACAACGAACUCUCCGAAAUUUGACGAUCAAGUUAGUACCAUAUCUGAAGUACAGCCAUGAAAGCUGUUAUGAUGGUACUAGCUCUCACAGCUUCCGUGUCGAAUUUGACAGCAGCUAUUCAAAGCCGUUCGUCCUUUCUUCAGACGACGAAAGAUCGCUAUCUAGUAGGCCAUGUGAUCAGUGAUCAUCGGAAGGUGUCCAGCAUUUCAUCAUGUGCACAACUCUGUCUGAAAAGACGUCCAUCUUGCCGCUCAAUAAACUACGGGGGAGGAGAAGGAGAAACGAUUUGUGAGUUAAACGAUAAAGGAUUAGAGAGCGCUAAUGCAGAGUCUUCUUCCUUUGUUUCUAUGCCUGGAUUUAUCUUUGCUCAGCUUCUCAAUUUUGAGUAUCACAAGAGUUGCGACGAAAUCCAGAAAAAGAAUCCUGAGGCGAAGAGUGGUUUACACAAAGUUUACCCUGUGUCAAAUGCUGAUCCUGUUGAGGUAUACUGUGAACUUGACAUUGCUGAAGGUGGCUUCACUUUCCUUCCUCACAGCCUCACUUUAAGAUCAGAUGCUAAACAGAUUGUCGACGCCCUCUUCAAAGACAAGAAAACCGUGUUGCUAAAGUUAAGGAAACAUGUCGAUGGCAGCGAGUGGUACACUUUGAUUCAGCCCCACCCGAAUUAUGCUGACGUCGAUUUUGGCGUCUUGGUGAACAACUACUCUGGUUACACCGAACCAAACAACGCCUUCAUGCAGAAAUACGUAUUCCUUGGCAUCCUCCCUAAAUCAGUGGCAAAUAAGAAAACAACCCAGGGUUUCAGAUCUAAUGGCAUCAUAGUAGAGUUUGGGAACUGCGAUGCCAAUCCCAACAGCUUGUUUGCAUUUUUCCCGAACCAUCAUCACGAAUUACCAUAUGGUCAUGGCGGGACGUCAGGAUAUGAAAAUAGUGGAGUCGCAGUAAACUGGCGUUCCCAUGCCAAAGCUGUCACGAAUGGCGGUCCCAAAACGCCAAGCGAGUUCUUCUUCUUGACCGAGCUGGAAUUUGGUGGCUGUGGCUGUUACACUUCAAGCGACCGCUGGAAGAAGUUUGGUUAUAAUUCUACUGCCAUUGGACUCCGCUGAUCAAUGUUUUCAUCAUGAAAAGUUAGCUUUUUUGAUUGCUAAUGGAUGACUUGUAACUCAUUACUAGUCAGCAAGGGUCAGACUCACUUUUCAGAAGGUUGCCAAAUACUAUAAAUGACCAGUAGAUGAGUUGGAAUGAGAACAGAAAAUGUGCAAACCUUUAGUUUGGUAGAUUACUUUAUACCAAAAGCUGCCUCAUCUGUCUUAACAUUUACAUGAUUUGUUAUGUUCUGUUUGUGUAAUUUAACCUUUCAUAUUUAAUU